Messenger RNA from Guyanagaster necrorhizus, 956 nucleotides. Its product is annotated as mitochondrial protein. The transcript is spliced from 7 exons. The coding region runs from base 1 to 684 and encodes 227 amino acids. Gene Ontology annotation, molecular function: acetylpyruvate hydrolase activity. The record is from RefSeq and is a predicted model, not a curated record. NCBI's taxonomy places the organism in Eukaryota, Fungi, Basidiomycota, Agaricomycetes, Agaricales, Physalacriaceae. Gene Ontology annotation, cellular component: mitochondrion.
AUGGCGUCUUCAUUCAUUCGACAUGGCAAGAAGAUCGUCGCCAUUGGAAGAAACUACUCCGAACACAUCAAAGAGCUCGCCAACACCGCUCCAAAGGAGCCGUUCUUCUUCAUCAAGCCCACGACGAGCUAUCUCCCGUCUGGGGGGAAGGUCGAGCUGCCUAGAGGCAUAAUCGCCCAUCAUGAGGUCGAGCUGGGCGUCGUCAUCGGGACCGGAGGCCGCGAUAUCUCUCAGGCAAAUGCCCCAUCGCACAUAGCUGGCUACGCCCUAGCCGUGGACAUGACUGCCCGAAACCUCCAGGAUCAAGUCAAGAAGCGCGGUCUCCCCUGGUCCGCCGCAAAGGGAUUCGACACCUUCACACCCAUAGGAUCUUUCAUUCCCAAAGGCAACGUUCUCGAUCCCCACGACCUCCGACUCUCCUUAAAGAUUAACGGACGCGUCAAACAAAACGGGACGACAGCCGACAUGAUCUUCCGUAUUCCCCGUCUCAUCCAACACAUCUCGUCGAUCAUGACUCUUGAGGAAGGCGACUUGGUUCUGACCGGUACACCUUCUGGCGUUGGGCCGGUGUCCCCCGGCGACAACGUGGAAUGUCUUCUGGCCGACGCAUCAGGGAACUCCCUCUCUACGUUGGAUUUCAUCGCCAUCGCUCGAGACGGUGGUUAUGAAUUCAAGCCCGAGUAGCCAUCGAAAAAGGAAACUUCUAAAUAUUAAGUAAAUCCGUACUACAGAUGUAUACGGCAAGCAAGCAUCAUAAAUACGCAGAGUCAACAGUCCAAAAUCUACAGUCAAGGACUCCUAUCAGGGAUCUUCCCGAAUACUGCUCGAACCUCGGAGCUUGGGGGAUCCAUCAGAUGGCGACGGAGCACCUUCAUCCGAAGCACUGGAAUCACUAGCAAACGACCAGCUCCCCGCCGUAGGCGUCAGCUCCCCAUCCUGCGACGGACUAGCACUCU